This is a messenger RNA of Sporothrix schenckii 1099-18, 279 nucleotides long. RefSeq lists its product as uncharacterized. Bases 1 to 279 code for a protein of 92 amino acids. The transcript has a single exon. Lineage: Eukaryota; Fungi; Ascomycota; Sordariomycetes; Ophiostomatales; Ophiostomataceae. The record is from RefSeq and is a predicted model, not a curated record.
AUGACGGGCAUGCCGGAUUGUGGUGGGCGGGUUGGAAGUUUGAUGCUCGUCGCCGCUUCUGUCUGUCUUUUCCAGGUCGUCUCUGUGUCUGUCCUGCUCCCUCUCUGUUGCUCGCCUGACCUUCCUCUUCUCAUUCCUCGUCUGUGCGCGCUGUCAAAGGUGUCCAGUAUGAUCGCCAUGCAGGGGAAGGCCAUGCGCAAUGCCAAGCAAAGCAUUCUGGCAGAAACGCAGCGCACCAGCACGAAACGAGGAGAGAGAAAAGACGAAAAUAGGCUUUAA